AUGAAUGAAGAAAGUUACACAAAUUCCAUAGUUAUGGAAGUUGAUGCAAAUCAAUCACCUGCCUCUUUUACCAAAGAAAUAGCUGGAGUAUUAGAUCUACCGACUAAAUCUGAAUCGAUAAACUUGAACCAGUGUGAUUUUUCUAACUGUCAUUUGGUUGGUCAUCCUACACGUGAAGAAAAAUGUAUUGAGGAACACAUACAGUAUGACCAUAAUGACAGUCCUAAAGAUGACGAGAAAUGGCAUGCUAAAUUAGGAAUCAUAGACAUUUCUGAGCAAUUUGUAGAUAAAGAAGGAGUUCAUGAUAGAGAGGAAUACAUAAUUAAAAAUGAAGAAAGAUACUCAAAUUCCUUAGUUAAAGAAGUCGAUGCAAAUGAAUCGAAUAUGAGUAAAAAAAUUGACCUUGAUGUAAUCAGAAAUUCAAUUCAUUGGAAAAUUAAGCAACACAAGUGUCAGGGUAAAAAAGUGCACCUUCAGAAACAAGUCGAUAGUGUUCAUUCUAAUAUCAAGAAACGCAAAUGUAACUUUUGUGAUUAUGCUGCCAAUGGUGAAUAUGAUAUUAAAAAACACGUAAAAUCUGUUCAUUUGAAAAUUAAGGAUUACGAGUGUCAUCUAUGCGACUAUGCUACAAGUAGAAGAGUUAUGCUUCAGUAUCACAUCAACCGUGUUCAUUUGAAGAUGAAGAAUCACAAAUGUCACUAUUGUGAUUAUGCUGCCUUUGGAACAUCGGAGAUUAGACGGCAUGCUAAAUUUGUUCAUUCAAAAAUCAAGGAUCACUUCUGUGAGUUUGUUACAAGUGGAAAUAAUGCUAGUAACAAGAAUGAAGAAAGUCACACAAAUUUCUUAGAUAUCGAAGAUGAUGCAAAUCAAUCACCUGCUUCUUUUACCAAAGUGACGCCUCUUGUAUCAGAUCCAUUGAUGAGUAACUCUAAACCAACUAACUUGGAACAGUGUGAAUUUCCUAAAUGUGAUUUGGUUGAUUGUCCUGCAGGCGAAGAGAAGGAUCUUUAUGAUCAUAUUGCCAGUCUUGAAGAUGAUAGUAAACCAGAUGUUAAAUCAGAAAUUGUGGACAUUUAUGAAGAAAUCGUAGAUGAAGGAGUCCAUGGUAGAGAAAAAUAUAUAAUAAAGUAUGAGGAGAAUCAAACGCCUCCCUCUCUUACCAAAGAAAUGUAUCGAGUGUCGGAUCCAUUGUGUAAAAUUGAGGAACACAAGUGUCAACUAUGUUAUUAUUCAACAAGUGAAAAAGACAUACUUCAAAAACAUGUUAAUUCUGUUCAUAUGAAAAUCAAAAGACACAAAUGCCACCUUUGCGAAUAUGCUGGGUAUUUCAAGGCGAACCUUGAGGCUCACAUAAAAUCUGUUCAUUUAAAAAUUAGGGAACACAGGUGUCACUUAUGUGAAUUUGCUGCGAGUAGAUAUGGAUCUCUGGAUCAUAUCCAUGAAAACAAAGCCACUUACGGUCGAGCCCAAGCGUCGAAAAAAAGACGCGAACGAGAAGAAGAAGAAAAAAGCCACUUUUCUGUGUAUGAGAAUCUUAGUUGUCUGUGGUUGAACUCCGUGGUGAACAAAGAAAAAGGAAUUCUCUAUGGUGGUGAACACAGAUUACAGAGUAGGUGA
Messenger RNA from Coccinella septempunctata (seven-spotted ladybird), 1617 nucleotides. Its product is annotated as zinc finger protein 64-like. NCBI's taxonomy places the organism in Eukaryota, Metazoa, Arthropoda, Insecta, Coleoptera, Coccinellidae. The transcript has 2 exons. The record is from RefSeq and is a predicted model, not a curated record. Gene Ontology annotation, biological process: regulation of gene expression. Gene Ontology annotation, cellular component: nucleus. Bases 1 to 1617 code for a protein of 538 amino acids.